This is a messenger RNA of Ctenocephalides felis (cat flea), 973 nucleotides long. Its product is annotated as RWD domain-containing protein 1-like. The coding region runs from base 126 to 848 and encodes 240 amino acids. The transcript is spliced from 5 exons. Gene Ontology annotation, biological process: cytoplasmic translation. Gene Ontology annotation, molecular function: protein binding. The record is from RefSeq and is a predicted model, not a curated record. NCBI's taxonomy places the organism in Eukaryota, Metazoa, Arthropoda, Insecta, Siphonaptera, Pulicidae.
ACGUAAUCGUUGCACAUUUGAUUCCUCUGACAUAUUCAUUGUCUGUAUUUUUAUUAUAUUAUUCUUUCAUAACAACCUAUAAAUCCAUUAUGAGCAUUUGCUGAUUAAUAAUUUAACAAAAAAAUAUGAAUUAUCACGAAGAGCAAUGCAACGAAAUAGAGGCUUUAGAAUCUAUUUACUAUGGGGACCUGGAAAUUCUAGAUAAAGAACCUUUUCACAAAUUCAAAGUACCUAUAAAAUCUGAGGAAUACACAGCUGAGUCACCUGAAGGAUUAGCUUGUUCACUUAUAUUUACCUACACCAAAACUUAUCCUGAUACACCUCCAGAAAUAGAAAUAGAAGAUACUGAAAAUUUUGAAGAUGUUGAUGAAAAUGAACUUAAACAACAUAUGUUAGAAGAGGCAAAUAAUAAUUUAGGUAUGGUAAUGAUUUUUACCUUAGUAUCAACCGGUCAAGAAUGGCUUAAUGUUCAAUGGGAUAAUUUAAAAAAAGAACGUGAAGAAGGAAUUAUAAGAAAACGAGAAGCAGAAGAAGAAGCAGAAAGAAAAAGAUUUGAAGGAACACGUGUGACCGUAGAAACUUUCCUAAAGUGGAGAACAGCCUUUGAAUUAGAUACAGGCAUAACCAGUAAACGAGAUAAAGAUUUAAAAGACAGUAAAAAACUUACAGGAAAAGAGCUAUUCUUAAGAGAUACCACUCUUAAUGAAUCUGAUCUCAAAUUUCUGGAAGAAGGUGCUGAUUUUGUUAAAGUUGAUGAAUCCCUAUUCCAAAAUCUUGAUGAUUUGGAUUUAGAUGAUGACGAUGAUGAUGAUGAAGAUUAUGUACCUGGAGACAGUGAUGAAUCAUAAUUUAAGAUGCAUUUAAAAGAUUCAAAUAAUUUGUUAAACUGUAUCAUGUCAAUCAUAAAAUAUGUUACAUUGAACAUAAAUCUCUUUGAGUUUGCUGCUGUACAAUAAGAAUAUGAACGAAAUAA